Messenger RNA from Closterium sp. NIES-65, 438 nucleotides. NCBI's taxonomy places the organism in Eukaryota, Viridiplantae, Streptophyta, Zygnematophyceae, Desmidiales, Closteriaceae. The record is from the annotation of a GenBank genome assembly.
AUGGCUCCAGUCAAGGUCUACGGCAUGAACAUGUCGACCUGCACCAAGAGGGUGCUCACCACUCUCGAGGAGGCGGGUGUUACGGUGAACCAGUGGUUGGAGGUGGAGGCGCAGAACUACAACCCGCCCCUCUCAGCGCUGAUCGCGGAGAAAGUGUUCAAGCCCAUGUUCGGUGGGGGCGAGCCCGACCUGGCUCAGGCAGAAGAGCUCAAGGCGAAGUUCUCGAAGGUUCUCGAUGUGUACGAAGCUCACCUGGCCAGCAACGAGUACCUGGCGGGGUCGAAUUUCUCCCUCGCGGAUCUGUCGCACCUGCCCUACACGGCUCUGCUGUGGGUGUCAGGAGAUUCGGAUCUGAUAACCUCGCGUCCGAAUGUGAAUGCGUGGUGGGAGAGGAUUUCCUCUCGCCCUACCUGGAAGAAGGUUUCCGCGCUGCAGUGA